CAUCAUCUCCACCUUCUUCUCCUUCUUGUCCAGCUUCCCCGACCAGACCGGCCAACGAGCCGCCGCGUGCUGCAGUCCUGUUCGGUGCCAGUUGCUGGCCGAUUGAUCCCAUAGACCUGUGCAGCGUUCAUCGUGUUGUUAUUGUUCACCGAUGCUGCGGAAGGGCAGACGGGAGCUGUAAACGCCGUGGAAGUGAGGAUGGAUCCAGCGUGAGAGUCUGACAGCACAACUCCCACCUUGCAUCUCGCCCCAGGUGCCGUUGCCAUGGCGACCUGCGUGCAGGGCUGCGCACCAGCUGUGCGCUUCUGCCAGAGGCUCAACCGGCUGAAGACUCUGGACGAGGACAUGAUGGCAACGUCUUUGAAGCGUUGCUUGUCCACCGUGGACCUGGCGCUGCUGGGUGUGGGCGGCAUGGUAGGGUCAGGGCUCUACGUCCUCACGGGCACCGUGGCCAAGGACACGGCGGGCCCCGCUGUGGUGCUCUCCUUCCUCAUCGCCGGCGUGGCCUCCCUCAUGGCAGCCCUCUGCUAUGCCGAGUUCGGGGCCCGUGUGCCCAAGACCGGUUCGGCCUACAUGUUCACGUACGUCUCCGUGGGCGAGAUCUGGGCCUUCCUGAUUGGCUGGAACGUCGUCCUAGAGUACAUGAUUGGCGGCGCCGCCGUGGCCCGUGCCUGGAGCGGCUAUCUGGACUCCAUCUUCAACCACACCAUCCAGAACUUCACGGAGACCUACAUCAUGCGUUGGGACGUACCCUUCAUCGCUCACUACCCCGACCUUCUGGCGGCCGGGAUCCUGCUCGUCGCCACCAUCUUCAUCUCGUUCGGCGUGCGCGUCUCCUCCUGGCUCAACCACAUCUUCUCCGCCGUCAGCAUCUGCGUCAUCCUCUUCAUCCUCAUCUUCGGCUUCAUCCUGGCCGACCGCACCAACUGGAGCGAAAAGGAGGGCGGCUUCGCCCCUUUCGGGGUGUCCGGUGUCAUGGCGGGCACGGCCACCUGCUUCUACGCCUUCGUGGGCUUCGACGUCAUCGCCGCUUCCAGCGAGGAGGCCAGCAACCCCCAGAAGGCCGUGCCCAUCGCCACCGCCAUCUCCUUGGCCUUGGCAGCUACCGCAUACAUCCUGGUCUCCGCCGUCCUCACGCUCAUGGUGCCCUGGCACACGCUGGACCCCAACUCCGCCCUGUCCGAUGCCUUCUAUCGGAGAGGCUACAGCUGGGCCGGGUUCAUCGUGGCCGUCGGCUCCAUCUGCGCCAUGAACACAGUCCUCCUGAGCAACCUCUUCUCGCUGCCCCGGAUAGUGUACGCCAUGGCGGAGGACGGCCUCUUCUUCUCCGUCUUCUCCAGGGUGAACCCCGUCACCAAGGUGCCCGUCAUCGCCAUCUUAGUGUUCGGCUUCCUCAUGGCCCUGCUGGCGCUCAUCUUCGACCUGGAGGCGCUCGUUCAGUUCCUGUCCAUCGGCACCUUGCUCGCCUACACCUUCGUGGCGGCCAGCAUCAUCGUGCUGCGCUUCAAGCCCGAGAAGGUCGGCUCCAAGCCGUCGGACGGCGACCCCGAGCCUCACGCGGAGCCCUCGCCCACGGCCCCCGAGCUCCAGGACGGCGGGGAGUUCAAGGAGUACGAGUCCUUCUCGGACAAGCUGCAGCUGGUGGAGAUGCAGAAGAAGAGGCGGGAGCGGCGGGCCGUGGGCCAGCUCAAGGCGUGCUGGGAGCCGUACCUGGGCGGCCUGCUGGGCGACUGCGAGCCCGGCGAGGUGGUGGCCUUCUCCGUGCUGGCGCUCAUGGUGAGCAGCGUCUCGCUGUGCGCCGUGCUUGUGUUCGGCAAUGACCCGCUGCAGCUGCCCACUUGGAGCUUCUCGCUGUUGGAGGGCAUCUUCAGCCUGGCCUUCCUGCUCAGCCUGGGCCUCAUCUGGGUCCACGAGCAACAGCGCAGCACCAAGACCUUCCAGGUGCCUCUGGUCCCCUUCAUCCCGGGUGCCAGCAUCCUGCUCAAUGUGUUCCUCAUGCUGAAGCUCAGCCCGCUCACGUGGGUGCGGUUUACCAUCUGGCUGGCUGCAGGGUUGCUGGUGUAUUUCGGCUACGGGAUGUGGCACAGUAAGGAGGGUCUGCGGGGGCAGCCCCCCCGGGACAUGGCGGCCCGAUACGUCGUCCUCCCCAGCGGCAGCCUGGUGGAGACCCUGCAGGCGGUGCAGCCGGACGCCCAAGGCCCCGCCCAGGACCAGGGGCAGGUGGAUGCCCCGCCUCCUCGCUCGCCCUCCGCCGAGGCCCACGGCACCAAGAGAUGAUGCGCUGAGGAGGACGCUCCCCCCACCCCCGGCUCUCAACACCACCACCUCCUCUUCCUCCUCCUCCUCCUCCUCCUGCUUUCUGUCGCCCGGAAAACGAGAGCCGCUGAAAGCACUGAUAUCUGACCCUCGUGCAUCUGUGAAUCGGGACCCCCGGGUGGCGUGGUGCCGAACGCGUGCGCGGGGUUUCACAAGUCCCCGACGUCACCGCUCCUCCGCUUUUGUCAUUAUUCUCUUUAGUCUCCUGUUUGUGCUGUAUUUGAGCUUUCUCAUUGGCUGCCUUCUCUGUGACCUCACGGAGCGCUCGCUCCCUCGCGGUGCGGGACCCCCCCGCUGGCCGUCGCGCGCUCGUCGCGAGGGCCCCGUGUGCCGUUACGUGUUCCGCGCGGCUGGACACAAAGGGUGGGAAACGGCAGCGCUCCUGGGACCAGGAAGCGGGACGGGAACAGUUCGCGGCGGCGCUACGGCGUAUAACUGCCAACCUCUCCUUCUCGUUAGGUACCGCGCUUGGAAUUGAAAACAAGGUUCUGGUCUUUAUGUGGUAGGGCUCUAAACACACACAGACACACACACACACACACACACGUGCACACAGCCUUCCUGACGCCUCACGAGGGGGUUGGAUGGGCGAACACACGGUCGGGUGUGGACAGCGUUCCUUCCGUACCCCCCGCAGGAUGCUGAUGCAGGUGUGUAGGAAGCCGUUGAGCGGUUUCCAUGGCGACUGAGCUUCGGCCUCCGAGGGUCGUGUUCAGAGAGAAAAUGAAGCAACAAACGGUUUCGAUUCCUGCAUCGACCGCGGUACCACUAUGUCAGCUGUGCCCUGCCCCACAAUGCCAUGUGCUCCUGAGCGACGCGGAGCAGCUUGAAACCCCCGCCCCCCUCCCCCCGUAUGGAGAUAUGAGAGAUUAUUAUCCCCAGAGGAUUGUGGGAUUUCACAGUAAAUCUACUGUAAUGCAGAAUGGACCUCCCUGGGGGGGUAAACCGGUGUGUGUGUGUGUGUGUGUGUGUGUGUGUGUGUGUGUGUGUAAGAUCGAGAUGAGCCUCCCAACACACAGCACCUCUGCCUUCCUUGUCCUUACAGCCCUCGGGCUGCGCUCCACACACAGGAGGAGCUCGGCACAGUUACAAAUGUUUUACUGUAUUUUUCCGUUAUUUUACUAUAUUAUUUAUAGUUAUUACAGCAUAUUAUUUUAGAAGAAGCUUUUUUCCAAAGCAACACUCAUCUCGGAGAAAAACACAGAGUGCAUCUCAUCAGCAGAAGGAGAGAUCUGGAUGCAGACCCAUGAUUCCAGAGUACAGACUAUUAGUCACGUACCACGGUAAAAACCAGCGUACCUCACACGAGUAACUGCACACAGGCUUUUUAUUGAAGAAAUGAUUUUAAAAAGAGCGAAACGCAAAUGACACACACUUCGCUGCCGUGUCUGCGCCGCGUUCGCUUUGAACGAGUCGUCACUCCGUACUUUGUGUGUGUUUUCACCCCGAUCCACGUGUGUCUGGAGCGACGCCUGUUCCCGUCCGCGGGGCCUGUUGGUGCGCACGGAUGGAGGAUGCGAUUGCCGCAUUGGGAGGAGGGGGCUUUUCCCACACGCCACAUACUCGACGUGUGUGUCUCUGUGUGUGUCUGUUGCUCGUCUGCUGGGAACAGCUGUACAAAUUAAAGAGGGAAGAGCGAGACGCUGCGUCCCUGGUGAACCCGAGGUGGUGGGGGCUGGGCGGCCCACUUCCUCACGUGGGCGCGAUAAUCCAUGGGAUUUACUCUGUCCACGGGGGUGGGGGUGACCUCAGUGAGAGACGACUCUGACCCACACAGUCCCCAGUUCGUUGUGUGUGUGUGUGUGUGUGUGUGUGUGUGUGUGUGUGUGUGUGUGGGCGCUCAAAUUAUGUACAUUGACCAGAGAUUAGUAGGCGGAGCCAAAGGAUUUGGAUUUCCGGGAAAAUCUUGCGUGUGUCUCCACCACGUGACAGCAGUGCUGAAAUAUUACAAUAUUUGCGUGUUUUUAUUCCAUGUCGCUAAGAAAUAAACAAAAUAUUCUGCUCUAGGGGCAUAAAUGUGGUAAUUGUGGCAUUUUCUCGUCUCGUCCAGCCGAAUCCUGUACUGAUGCGGAACCAGAGAACAACUUGCAGAACCGGUGGCCUUAAUGACGCUGUCCUUCGUGAAACUGAGUAACUUUUGUAAUGAAACCUGCGCCGCUCACUGACUCGCUAUGGUUUUACACUUUGUUACUCCGUCACAACGCUACCGUUUCGCAGCCGUAAUUUUCCAAACUGACCGCACGCUGCAAACAGUUGGAUCUUUCGCUCCGCGACACGUUUUGUGUGGCCUGGUGGCUCCUGCUUCGCCGCACCUGCGUACAGGUGUGUUAUAGGUAGCAGGUGUGCACAGGUACAGGUUCCAGGUGUGUUACAGGUACCAGGUGUGGCCACAGGACGACGCAGCGCUGCCCGCAGGGCGUGUGCGCCAUGUUCUCACGUGUCUCCGCGUGACACUCGAACCCUCUCUGUUGACACUCGACACGUCCCUCUCGUCUUUCUUGUGCCUCUUUCUACAAGAGACUGUGGUUCUUGGUGACAAAUAAAUGUUUCUAA
Molecule: messenger RNA, 4869 nt
Organism: Scleropages formosus (Asian bonytongue)
Lineage: Eukaryota; Metazoa; Chordata; Actinopteri; Osteoglossiformes; Osteoglossidae
Gene: slc7a4
Product: solute carrier family 7 member 4
Exons: 6
Coding region: 265-2277 (670 amino acids)
Biological process (GO): amino acid transport; transmembrane transport
Cellular component (GO): plasma membrane
Molecular function (GO): amino acid transmembrane transporter activity
Source: RefSeq, a predicted model, not a curated record